AGUCGGCUCGGAGCCCAGAGCCGCUGUGAGCACUUGGGUUCAAGCGGGCGCCUGCGAGCCCAGGGGCAUCGCCCGCAGAGGCCAAGCUCAUGGCCGGCUGAGCGGGACGCCGCCUCCGCCUCAGCCACCGCCGCCGCCGCCGCCGCCUCCUCCUCCUCAGCCGGCGGCGGCCCGGGCCCAGCAGCCAUGGCUGAAGACUACUGGGACGGGCGCCUGCGGCGAACUGGAGGAGAAGGAGGUCGCGCGGCCUCAUCCUGGGCCGCCGCCCCAGGCGCCGCCGCGCCGGCCCCGCGGCUCUGAGGUUGCUCGUGCGCCCCCGCCGGUUGCCAUGGACCGGAUGAAGAAGAUCAAACGGCAGCUGUCAAUGACACUCCGAGGGGGCCGUGCCAUAGAUAAGACCAAUGGUGCCCCUGAGCAGAUAGGCCUGGAUGAGAGUGGUGGUGGUGGUGGCAGUGACCUCGGAGAGGCCCCUCCUCGUGCUGGCCCUGGGGAACCUCGCUCUGGACGGGGCCCACUCAGCUCUGCACCUGCAGAGAUUGUGCACGAGGACAUGAAGAUGGGGUCUGAUGGGGAGAGUGACCAGGCUUCAGCCACAUCCUCAGAUGAAGUGCAGUCACCAGUUAGAGUGCGCAUGCGCAACCACCCCCCACGCAAGAUCUCUACCGAGGAUAUCAACAAGCGCCUGUCGCUUCCAGCUGACAUCCGGCUACCUGAGGGCUACCUUGAAAAGCUUACUCUUAACAGCCCCAUUUUUGACAAGCCCCUCAGCCGCCGCCUCCGCCGUGUCAGCCUGUCCGAGAUUGGCUUUGGGAAACUAGAGACCUACAUCAAAUUGGACAAGCUGGGUGAGGGUACCUAUGCCACCGUCUACAAAGGUAAAAGCAAGCUUACAGACAACCUUGUGGCACUCAAGGAGAUCAGACUGGAACAUGAAGAGGGAGCACCCUGCACCGCCAUCCGGGAAGUGUCCCUGCUCAAGGACCUCAAACAUGCCAACAUCGUCACACUACAUGACAUUAUCCACACGGAGAAGUCCCUUACCCUUGUGUUUGAGUACUUGGACAAGGACCUGAAGCAGUACCUCGAUGACUGUGGGAAUAUCAUCAACAUGCACAACGUGAAACUGUUCCUGUUCCAGCUGCUCCGAGGCCUGGCCUACUGCCACAGGCAGAAGGUGCUACACCGAGACCUCAAGCCCCAGAACCUGCUCAUCAAUGAGAGAGGAGAACUCAAGCUGGCUGACUUUGGCCUGGCCCGGGCCAAAUCAAUCCCAACGAAGACAUAUUCCAACGAGGUGGUGACACUGUGGUACAGGCCCCCUGACAUCCUGCUUGGAUCUACAGAUUAUUCUACCCAGAUUGACAUGUGGGGUGUGGGCUGCAUCUUCUAUGAGAUGGCCACAGGCCGGCCCCUCUUCCCAGGCUCCACAGUGGAGGAACAGCUGCAUUUCAUCUUCCGCAUCUUGGGAACUCCAACUGAGGAGACAUGGCCUGGCAUCAUGUCCAAUGAGGAGUUCAAGACAUACAACUAUCCCAAGUACCGAGCUGAGGCCCUUCUGAGCCAUGCACCCCGACUUGAUAGCGAUGGGGCUGACCUCCUCACUAAGCUGCUGCAGUUCGAGGGUCGCAAUCGGAUCUCUGCAGAAGAUGCCAUGAAGCAUCCAUUCUUCUUCAGCCUGGGGGAGCGGAUCCACAAACUUCCUGACACUACUUCCAUAUUUGCACUAAAGGAGAUCCAGCUACAAAAGGAGGCCAAUCUUCGGUCCUCAUCUAUGCCUGACUCGGUUGCCGGCGGACAGCAUGGCCGUGCCAGCCUCCCACACUGAGGCAGGCCUAACCCUCCUCGUCAUAUCCACCCCCCCUUCCCAGGACCACUACCCCACGGCCAGCCAAGGGUCUGGAACUGGCCCAGGCUGGGGCUCUCAAUGCAGAUGAGAAAGGUGAUGAUGCCUUGGGUCUGAGGCAUCUUCUGCCUGCUUUCCUGCCUGCCCCACUGCCUCAUGUUGUUGUGGGCCUUUUUGUUUGUUUCAUUUAUUGUUUUUUUAAAUCAUUUUAAAUGAGGUUCUCAUUUUUUUAAACGCAAUAUCUCUGUAUACAGAGUGGCUGGGCCCCACCCCCUGCGUGUGGCCCUCCCACAGUAUUUUGUGCAAUGAAGCCCCACUCCCAGCCUUUCAGAGGCAGGGACACAGCCCCUCUUCAGAACCCUGACCAUCACCAAACCCUGGGAUCGGCUGUUGGAAAGCAUGCCUCGGCUACUCGCCUUCUUCCCCCUGCCUGCCAUCCCCAGCUGCAGGGUCAUCUGGGAACUACUGGAAACUGGGAGCCGGACAAGGUCGGGGGAGCCCUACUCUCCCUCCUGUAGUUCUGUAGCCGGGGCCUCCUUCUCAGGGUCUCCCCAGCCCAGCCCUUCUGCCCCAUCCCACUCGGUGCUGUUGAGUAAGGGCCCUGCCAAGGAACUGACCAACUCAGCGAGCAGCCAUAGUGUGUACAUGUGCACAAGCAGGGACAGGGGCACAUGGGGGUUGUGCCCAGGUGUUGCCCCCUAACCCCUGGGAGGGUGAGGCAGGGCAGGGUCAGUCUCCAGGGUCAGUCCCUGGAUGGGUGGUUACCUCCCCUUCAUUCACCCUAAGCCCUGGGGCCCUUAAAUGGGGUGGGAGGGCAGGGGAGGGAGCCCUCCUGGUGGGGUUUGGAGGGUUGGGUUCCUGAAUGCACCAUAAUCGCUGUAUGAAAUAUUAAAAAGUCUAAAG
Dipodomys spectabilis (banner-tailed kangaroo rat) is the source of this 2746-nucleotide messenger RNA. RefSeq names its product cyclin dependent kinase 16 (gene Cdk16). Gene Ontology annotation, cellular component: nucleus; synaptic vesicle; cytoplasm. The transcript is spliced from 16 exons. Gene Ontology annotation, biological process: neuron projection development; protein phosphorylation; exocytosis. The record is from RefSeq and is a predicted model, not a curated record. The coding region runs from base 329 to 1825 and encodes 498 amino acids. Lineage: Eukaryota; Metazoa; Chordata; Mammalia; Rodentia; Heteromyidae. Gene Ontology annotation, molecular function: ATP binding; protein kinase activity.